UUAAACCUUGAACUGAGAGAGGUGGGGAGUGUUUUGAGGAAGAAUGAGUGCAAUCUUAUCCUUGACUACAACCACAAUCCACUUCAAAGUGAUUAAAAAUUCAACCAAAACCCUACUUCCAUCACAGUUAACCUCUCGAAUCACUAUACCUAAUAGCCAUCAACACUCUGCUCCCUUGUUCGUCCCAGAGGUUGAAAGUGCAGUGGAUACGUUGUAUCCGGAAUUCAGGGCCAUUGAUAAUCUUGUGGCACGCAAUACAUCUAGAGUUCUCAAAGCUUUUCAGAAUGCUAGAGUUGGAUCUCAUCACUUUGGUGGUUGCACUGGCUAUGGACAUGAAGAAGCCGGGGGUCGAGAAGCCCUUGAUCAAGCUUUUGCAGAAAUCUUUGGUGCCGAAUCUGCAAUUGUUCGCGCGCAGGUUUUAUCAUUUUUAGUAACUCAUCUGUUUUUUUAUUACCAUUUUUUGUGCAAAUUCAAUAUACUCAACACGCUUUUAAUUCAGUUCUUCUCAGGAACUCAUGCUAUUACCUGUGCCCUUUUUGCUUUCUUGAGGCCAGGUGAUGAGCUUUUGGCGGUUGCUGGUGCUCCGUACGAUACAUUGGAGGAAGUUAUAGGAAUCAGAGAUAGCAAUGGAUUAGGUUCGUUAAAAGAUUUUGGAAUCAGUUAUCGAGAAGUUGCACUUGCAGAUGAUGGAGGGCUUGAUUGGGACGCUCUUGAGGUUGCUUUAAAACCUCAAACAAAAUGCGCUCUUAUUCAAAGAUCAUGCGGGUAUUCUUGGCGUAAAAGUUUAAGCGUGAACGAAAUUUCUAGAGCAAUACACAUCAUCAAGUCGCAAAAUCCAAAUUGUAUGGUUAUGGUGGAUAAUUGCUAUGGUGAAUUCACAGAAGCCAUCGAACCUCCAAUGGUGGGUGCAGAUCUUAUUGCAGGAAGUUUAAUUAAAAAUCCCGGUGGAACAAUCGCGCCAUGUGGCGGAUACGUGGCGGGGAAAGAAAAAUGGGUUAAAGCAGCGGCAGCCCGUCUCUCUGCACCAGGUCUCGGUGUUGACUGUGGGUCAACUCCUGGUGAUAUUAUGAGAACGUUCUUUCAAGGAUUAUAUCUCUCACCUCAAAUGGUUGGGGAAUCCGUUAAGGGGGGUUUACUUAUUGCUGAAGUUAUGUCCACAAAAGGUUACAAAGUCCAGCCACUUCCUCGAGUACCGCGUCACGACAUAGUACAGGCUGUACAACUUGGAAGCCGAGAGAAGCUUCUUGCUUUCUGUGAGGCUGUACAAAGAAGCUCACCUGUAAGCUCGUAUACAAAACCGAUUGCAGGUUUGACAGCUGGCUAUGCAUCAGAGGUGAUCUUUGCAGACGGGACGUUCAUAGAUGGUAGCACGAGUGAGCUCUCGUGUGACGGACCGUUAAGGGAGCCUUUCUGUGUGUUCUGUCAGGGUGGCACUCAUUGGACUCAAUGGGGGCUAGUUCUGGGUGAGGUUUUAAAUUCUUUGUAGAGAUCAUAUAAAGAAGGAGGCCAAAAUGACUUAGAAAUUGCUAUGAAUGUUGAUUUUCCAUAUUCGACGUAGGCUACAAUCUCGACGUACGUUACAAUCUAAACUUUAUAUGUAGGAAAAUAUAGAUUGAAUAAGACAGAGGAAAAAGAGAUCAAGUGUUCAUAUACUUAUUCUCUAGUUUUGUUCUGGUUGUAGCACUUCGAUUUGAUUUUUUUGAAAUUAAGAAUAUGUGUUGAUCAUUGUUUAGCUACAAUUUUCUGGUUAAAAACAGCAUGAAAAGCUAAAGUUUUGUGA
Messenger RNA from Helianthus annuus (common sunflower), 1780 nucleotides. RefSeq lists its product as uncharacterized. The transcript is spliced from 10 exons. The coding region runs from base 44 to 1486 and encodes 480 amino acids. NCBI's taxonomy places the organism in Eukaryota, Viridiplantae, Streptophyta, Magnoliopsida, Asterales, Asteraceae. The record is from RefSeq and is a predicted model, not a curated record.